This is a messenger RNA of Eleginops maclovinus (Patagonian blennie), 5622 nucleotides long. RefSeq names its product ELMO/CED-12 domain containing 3 (gene elmod3). NCBI's taxonomy places the organism in Eukaryota, Metazoa, Chordata, Actinopteri, Perciformes, Eleginopidae. The coding region runs from base 889 to 2184 and encodes 431 amino acids. The record is from RefSeq and is a predicted model, not a curated record. The transcript is spliced from 13 exons.
UACUUUUCUGUGCUGAAGGGAGGUGUGGAUGGAAAAGGAGGUCACACAGCUCUCCUGUCUUCAAUAUCUGAGAGAGAGAGCAAUGACGUAAUGAAGUUACAGUCCGACAAGGAACCACAAUUACCAUGAUGCACUUGGAAUUACCGUGGCCACUGAACGGGGGAAGGGAAGCUGAGAUUGGAGGGAGAAACAUUCAGAAACUGAGUUUUCAGAUAUUGUGAUGAGACUCAUCUGGACUCUGAACAAACAAUAACUCUAUCCAUGCCCCUCAUCUCACUGGACACCUUCACAUCUUACUUUGGACGCGUGCUGAUGUUUCAUGUGAGGCUAAAGACAUAAUAAGCCCAGCCAAGUAAAUUAAACUAUUCUGGUACCACUGUGUGCACACUGGAUUUGUCUCUUGAGUGCCAAAGUAAUGAAGUCUCCUGGACCGGGAGAGCCCAGCCCUGAAAAGCAAUGUCAUCCUCCACCUUCUUUGUACGUGUGAUGGAGCUGAGGAGUGGACCCAGUGGCCAAGAAGAUCUGCGGAGGAGAGGAAGGAGGCAGGUUUCCAGGAAACUUGUGCAUUGAUGGAUUGCAAUUUCCUCCUGUCAGCUCUUGUAGACUGAUACCUGCACAUUCCUAUCAGCGAACGCACUCAAGGUUAGACUUUAGAGUGGCUAAUAAAACAAAGCUGCCAUCAAAACCACACAAUCAUCGCCGAUACACAGAUGUGCACAUUAUGGAUUUCUUCUGCCAGUGACAGUUCGCGGAAAUCACACUAGGGGACUGUGGACGUUGAGUUCUAUGUAUAUAAAGGAGAAAAGCAUAAAUACUUGCCGUCACUACUAAUGUGCACUACAGAAACCAUGGUGGUCCUUGCAUCGGCUCCUCAGCCCAUUGCCGUCCAUGACUACAGCAGCCUUUAGAGGCCGGGAUCAGGAACACGCUCGCCAGCCAACACACUCAUAUGCAAUGGAAGAAGACAUUGAUGUCACAUCCCACACUGAGGGCCUGAAUGGUUUGUCCCAUGAAUGUAAACCAUUAGAGGAAAUCACCAAUGGACACUCCAACCAUAAGCCUGUCAUGAACGGACUGAUAAUUAGUCAUAAUGUCAAAGACCAGACCAACGGCAGCGCACCACUCAGAUCCCUGCCGAUUUCAGCACUGAAGCAGAAUGGGCUUCUACAGACUCUGGCAGCAGGAGGGGACCAGCCUCAGCCUGCAGAGGAAAAUGUGGAGUUGCAAAAGGCCAGAGAGGAGUGGGAGGCUCUGGAGAGCGUCCAACCAGCUCUCACUGAGGACUCAAACCCAACCCCGAUCAUCUCCUUUAAUGAAGCCUUGCAGUACUUCCAGACCACAGACCUCGGGGAUUUGCUGAAGAACAUCCAGCCCACCGUCCGCAGGACCGGUCUGGCUGCGAUCACACACUUCCUGUUCGGACCGCCACGGCUGCACAGGGAGUUGCUGGAGGAGAGAGACCUGGUCUUUGCCAUCGCACAGUGCCAUGUGGACAACAGCCAAACAGUCCACAUGCGUGUCCUCCAGACCAUUUAUAAGAGGCUGAUCGGCAGCAGGCUGGACUGUCCUCGCUUCGGGGCGCACUGGGAAAACAUCGGCUUUCAGGGUACAGACCCAGCCACUGACCUGCGUGGCACUGGUUUCCUGGGUCUGAUGCAUACGCUGUACUUUGUGAUGGACCCAGAGACUCUACCGUUGGCUAGAGACAUCUACAAGUUAUCCCAACACCCUACACAGAACUUUCCAUUCAGUGUGAUGUCAAUCAACAUGACCCGCAUCGCUCUGCAAGUGCUCCGAGAGGAAGCUUUGUCAAAGGAGUGCAAUCGCCGUCAGCAGGUGGUCGGUGUGCUCAAUGAGUUCUACGUUGCCACGUAUCUGCACCUGUACCAGCUGUGGAAGACCCAACAGAAGACCAUCGUUGACUCUGGCUUUGUACUAAAAGAAGUGGAGCUGUUUGCCAAAAAGAACCCGAAGCAGAUGCUGCGCCGACUAGAGGUCUUCCUGAAAGAGAGGCGGGCAGGUGGAGUCCCCCGCGGGACGUCGCCAGACCCUCAGGCCCAGCAGCCCUCUCCCAGCCUGGGGGCCGGAGCCGGGUCGGGACAGGGGAGCAAAGGAAAGGAGAUGCACUUCACAGGAGUGUGUGAUCUACCGCCAGACAUGGAGGGAGAGGCCAGACUCAUCUAAGCUAGACUCUGUGUGAGAGUGUGUGUGUGUGUGUGUGUGAGCAAUCGUGUUUGUGAGUGUAUCUAUGGCAGUGUGUGUGAGUGGCUUACUCUCAGAGAUAAACCCCACCAGUCCCUGUUCUAGGACCUGCUAUCUGAACCUAUUCAAACACUUCCACUCCUUCCUCUGACGCUGGGGUGCUGCACUUUGAUCAGAUUAAGUUUUCAGAGUUAUAUUUGAUUUUUGUUUUUGUUAUUAAUGAUUAAAUUAUUUUUUUUAAACCAUAGAACAGUUGAAUAUAAGGAGCUGAAGCAGGUUAGAAACACCAAGUGAUUUUUUUUGUUGCACUUUUCUGUGGAUUUAGUAGCCAAAUCGAUAGCUGCCAAAUUCUUGUGGUUAAAUCCUAACCUGCAUAGAAGUCCAAAACGUACACUUGUGUGUCUCUAGGGUCGCUCAGUCAGGGUGUGUUAACGUUGUAGGAGAGGGAGCGGCUUCUUCUCCCUCGCUCUGAGAUACAGCUCCAUCACACGAGCUUGCUAACAGCUUAUUAUACAUGUUGUUAAACGCUCUUGAUUCUAUGGUGAUAAUAGAGAAGUGAACCAGCCCUGCUACAGGGGAAAAGAGGCACGUUUUUGUCUCAGAGUGGAGAGCGGCAGAAAGAAAAACCCAGGGAGGUUACAGACCUUUUUGACACAGCCUGCUUCGAAGGUCCGGUCAGAAUGCAUUCUCUAUCAGAGCGGUAAUGAAAUAAAUGUCUUGUGAAAGAUGUUGACACGCGGUCCAGAUGUGUGGGGGUAGAGCCAGGUGUACUCAUGGUGUCUGAUAGACUAGGUCCAGAGCUUCCACGUAAUGUGGGGGAAUAUAUUUUGAAUAAUUUUAAAAAAUAACUAUUUUACUGUUUUUCUGAAGGGACAGCGGACCAUCACGUCACAGUUAUGUUAAAGCGCUGUAAAACUUUGUUAUGAAACUUGAUGACUUUGUGGCCGUACGGAGGAUUUUUAUUUAUUCCACCAGAACGUAUGAAAAUCUUUUUGCGGUUCAAGUCAAGGAGACACUUCCUAACAGAGCCUGUGUGCUCGACUCGGUCCCGGAUAAAAUCGAAGGUCUGGUAUGAGCUUUCUCUACAUUCCGUUAUAAAGCAUGUGAUUGUAUGUUUUUUUUCGACCAGUUAAACAUUUAUUCCAGUGUAUGUGUGUAAGCUUGUGUGUGUGAUGUAAUGAAUGAGCUGAUAUUGAUGAAGGGUGCCUCUCCUAGGAGAUGUAUGGUACAGUAUGCAAUCCCAGCUCUCACUCAAUGAUAAUCAAAACGAUAGUGCUGUGUGACGAUAGAAAUCGUUCCUAACUUCAGGGUUUGUGCGCUUGAGCGAGUGAAUGUGUUUGUGUGGGCGUGCGUGUGUUUGUUGUAUGACAGGAACUGACUACAGAUGGGGUGCUUUCCUCUGCACACAAUAAGCCAGCUUUACUAAGUACUUGAUCCAUCAAGCUGCAAAGACGGUACAUUUUGUCGUUUUUAAAAAUGGUACAGAACAUUUUCUUAGGGCAACAUUUAUCCAAUCAACACAUUAUUUGGUUUACUUUUCAAAUAAACAGACGUUAGUUUUGAACACAGCUGGCGGCUCUGUGGCCUGGGAUGGGUAGAGCUCCUCAGCAAAGCUGGUUCCUGCUUUGUGCUAAUGUGAAAGCGUCCCCCAUCGUUGUAGUCUCGAUCUGUAGCAUGUUCAGGUAGCACUAGUACUGUAGCAUCCUAUAGCCUCCUCCUCUUCGUAAAGCUUGUUGAUGUCAUGUCUCGGUUACAGUCCGUAGUGUCAAUGGGUGCGCAAACUGUUACUACUAUAGCACAUUUAUUUAGUAUUGGCAUCAGGCCUCCUUCAGUAGACACACAUUUAGGUGGCGCAGCGUAUGUUUCGGAGAGUGGGAUAGGCUUGACGUGUUAUUGAGCUCACCCUUGUCUUCUAAGAAGGUAACAGUAAAAACGGUGCCUACGUCCAGUGGAGCCACGAGGGGUAGAGCGCUGGUUUGUCCUUGCUUCCUUUUUGUUUUCUUUCAUUUGAGCCACCGUGCCACAUUAGACUUCCUCCAUCCAUGUAACGCAGUAAACAGAGUCGAUGUGACCCCCGAAAACAUGCAGGCCUAAAGGAUAUAUACAUAAAGAUACACUAUGGUCCACCCAGAUAGUUUGAUAUCUCCGUUCUCCAUGAAAUAUCUUCAAAAAAAUGAGCUGAUGUAAUUUAGCCAAUCGUUUGCAAGUGUUUGGAUCGAACAGGAAAAUUUGCACUGUUGUAGAUAUUUGAUAGUGUGUGUGACGUAUGCAAGAGGAAACAGGCCAUCUUCAAUAGCCAUAAUGUCCAUUAUCGCCCACCUCAUUAAACUUCGUGGAAUCCUCCCUCUAAAAAGAAAUUGCACCAUAUAUUUGAUUUCACAUUUAGUUUUAUGACAUUUUUAAACUGAGGCGCAGUACAGUGUAUGUAAAUCAGGAAGUUUGUAUAUAGAGAAUUAAUGAUUGUAACUGUAUGAUUGUCUGUUGGGCAUUAUACUGAAACACAUUGCUUACCUCAAGACUUGAGACAAAUCUCUCUUUUCUCUCUCCUGACGUUAGUUUGGCCUCUCAGUCAGACUCUUUUUUUUUUACGUUUCCUUGUACCUAGGCCUUCUCUCAUACCAAUUGGACAUGUUAUAUAUUGUAUAAUCAACACCUGAAGCACUAUGUAAUAGCAAACUAACACAAAAGCUGGUCAAUGUUAUGUGUAAUCUAUUUAAAGACACAUUUAUAGACACUAUAGGCCCACACACGCUCAUCUGCAGAUGAUAAAAUCCUUUUUUUAAUGAUCUAUAAUUGGCUGAUGUUUGAAAUAAAGCUGGGUUUCUUGUGGCUUCAGUGAUAGUACACUAUACUUUUUGCUGUGUUUAAGCAUUUGAUGUCCGGAAAACACUCAGAAACAAUCCAAUGGGAACAGCUACAGUCACAAACAAAUAAAUAUAUGAUUGUAAAGAUAUACGUUUGAUUAGGAGUCAUAAUACAGUGUAUGCUUUGACCUUGGUAUAUAUUCAGUAUCCAAACAAGGCCUGAUUUAUCCUCUCAUAUUACCAAAACUUAUAUUUUCAGCGGUUCUAAUAGAUCAUAUUCUUAUGCGUUGAUUAUCGUUUCAAAUCUCCUCAGUUGUGAAACCAGAACCAAGAGAAAAGAAAAAAACGGGUUCUUGCAGGAUGUCGGAUGCUCUGAGAGGUGUGGUGUGAAGUUCAGCCGCUCGGCAAAUACAAUCACUUCUCUAAAUAUCCUGCGCUUUAUAUGAAGGUGUUUUACUGUUGCCGUCGUCGUCAUGUCCCUCAGAGCAUUUUAUGACUGUACCUUGAUUGUAGAAGCCCUAUUUUAUACUGAGAGUUAUUUCAGAAUACAGUAUGUGCUGUUGUACAUUAAAUGUAUCGUAUGGAGAAAGCUAAAUAAAUGCUGUUUAAAAACGAA